UAAAAUUUUGCUGAGUUUUCCUACAAAAGUUUCUGUAAAGCAAAACAAAGCAGGUAGGAAUGCAGUGGAGUUGGACCUUCGACUGUCAUCUGACACAAAUCCUCAACAUGGUCCAACUGUGAGAAACGAUGGCAGGAGCAAUAGAACUGCUAGAAUCUUUGGAGGACUUGGGAGACAGAGAAUUUAAGAAGUUUAAGUGGUACCUGCAGCAGGCAGAGUUCCUGAAAACCAUCCCAUCCAUCCCAAAGUACCAGCUGGAGAGUUCAGAUCGUGAGGAUACCGUGGACCUGAUGGUGCAAACCUACAGCCGUCAGUGUGUGGAGGUGGCCAGGAUGGUUUUACGGAGGAUGAAGAGGAAUGACCUGGCAGAGAAGUUGUCAAAUGCUGCAUCCCAGGCUUCAUGGGAAGUUUCUCCAACAGAAACCUGCAGUCAUGAGGUCAUUGUUGGCAAUGAGAGGGUUGAAGUCCUGCCCAAGAACAUGCUGGCAUCCAAUGGAGCAGGAAAUCAACCCACCGAGUCAACUGAGGAACAGCCACUCUACUCUCCUGAUCCACCUUCAGCACAGCCGUCUGAUGAGACAGUUCCUGCCAAAUCUGGAGCAGCUGAAGGACUAAAGAACUCGUCACCAAACAAUCUGUUCUCUCCUGUCUCUGUGGAGGUCAGCAGUGAUAAAGAGAAUGGAGAAGAUACAUUUCUUAAUCCGUCAGACGUUCUAUCAAUGGCAAAGCAACCUGAAGGUGUGAAGAUGUCAGCACUGCCUUGUGCACAAACCACAUCAAGCCCGGCUGUGCUGCAGUCCAACCUCCAGAACAUGUUCAUAUCUGUGAAAGAUGAUUGGUUGGAGCACGACGAGGAGACUCUAUGCUACAUGCAUCCAGAGCUGUUCAUCACCGAUGAACGGGGUCAGCAUGAGGUCACAGGCUCAGAAACAGAAACAUCUAAAUCAGUGAAUGUCAGCAACAUGUUUCAACAUCUGUCCAGAAGAGGCAAAUCCAGCAGAACAGUGGUGACCAAAGGGUGUGCCGGCAUUGGCAAGUCCUUCCUAGUGCAAGAGUUUAUGUUGGAUUGGGCUGAAAAAAGAUUCAAUCAAGAAUUUCAUCUAGUUUUCCCUUUUGAUGCUCGCCGGCUGUGUUUAUGGAGAGGAGAGAGGUUUACUCUGGCAGAGCUAAUCCACACAGUUGUUCCGGGAAUGCCGUCCAGCGGCAUUACGGAGGAGACUCUUAGCGCAAUCUUCACAGAUUUACAAAAUGGGAGAGAAACCAGCUGUGACAGCAGUGAAUUCAAACUUCUGUUUAUCAUUGAUGGUCUGGAUCAGAAUCGCUUCCUGGAGUUUGAUUUUAUCAGCGGGACAAAUAAAUCGAACAUAAGAAAGUCAAGUAGAGUAGAAGUACUUCUGACUAAACUCAUCUUGAAGAAAUUGCUUCCUGCUGCUUACCUCUGGAUAACCACACGAUCUGAAGCAGCCAGUCAGAUCCCUCCUGAGUGUGUUGACAUGGUGACGGAGCUCAGAGGGUUCAGUGACCUGCAGAAAGAGCAGUACUUUAGGAAGAGAUUCAGAGACGAACCAUGGGCCACCGAAAUCAUCUCCCACAUCAAGACCUUAAAAAUCAUUCAUUUCAUGUGUCGCAUACCACUUCUCUGCUGGAUCUCUGCUGUAGUUCUGGAGAACCUGUGGGAAACAAGAGAGAGAGGAGCUCUUCCCAGCACCCUGACGGAGAUGUUCAUAGAGUUCCUGGUGGUUCAGAUCAACCACAUGAAGGAAAAGUAUGAUACUAGAAAGUGCAUCAUGUGCAUCAAGUCUCUGGCCAAACUGGCCUUUAAGCAGCUCCUCAGAGAUAACACUAUAUCUACUGAGGAGGACUUAAGAAGCUGUGGCCUCAUAAUGACAUCAGAGUGCUGUGAAGGGUUCAAAGAGAUCUUCAGAACAUUUUCUGGAAAGACGUCAGACAAUCACCAGAAGAUGAUUUUUUGUUUUACUCAGUCCAGCAUUCAGAAUUUUCUUGCCGCUGUUCAUGUGAUCAUUUCUCUGGUCUCCAACAACAAAAAUGUGAUGCUUGAUUCAUGGAUGACAGUUGAGAACUGCCUCCCCUGUUUCACAAGAACCUCGACAACAAAACUUCAUAAAACAGCCUUGAAGAGAACCUUGAAAAGUCCCAAUGGAAGGCUUUUGUUGUUCCUACGGUUCAUCAUGGGUCUUUCUCUACAGACAAAUCAGUUUCUCCUACAUGACCUGCUGGCACCAACAAGAAGUACCUCAUGGUCCAACCAGAAAAUAAUUAAGUACAUGAAGAAAAAACUCAGUGAGAGUACAUCACCAGAAACAAUCAUAGUAAUGUUUCUCUGUCUGAAUGAGCUGAGGGAUGACUCUGUUGUGGAGGAGAUCCAAAAGUUCCUGAGAUCCCAACGUCUUUCCAUGGACAAACUAUCACCUGAUCAGUGGUCAUUUCUGAUCUUAGUCUUAAUGUCAUCAGAAAAACAUCUAGAUGAGUUUGACCUGAGCAAAUACUCGUUGUCAGAGGAGGUUCUGCUGCAGCUCAUGCCUGUCCUGGAAGCCUCCAGAAAAGCUCUGUUAACAGGCUGCAGAUUAUCAGAGCGAUCCCUGGAAGCUCUUUCUCUGGUUCUCAGUUCUCAUUCCUCCAAUCUGAAAGAACUGGACCUGAGCAACAGUGACCUGCAGGAUUCAGGAGUGAAGCUGCUCUCUGUUGGGCUGCAGAGUCCAAACUGUAAACUGGAAAGUCUCAGGUUAACAGGCUGCAGAUUAUCAGAGCGAUCCCUGGAAGCUCUUUCUCUGGUUCUCAGUUCUCAUUCCUCCAAUCUGAAAGAACUGGACCUGAGCAACAGUGACCUGCAGGAUUCAGGAGUGAAGCUGCUCUCUGUUGGGCUGCAGAGUCCAAACUGUAAACUGGAAAGUCUCAGGAUGUCUAACUGUUUGAUUGCGGCGGCUGGGUGUGAUUUUUUGGCUUCAGCUCUGAACACCAACCCCUCCCACCUCAGAGAACUUGACCUGAGUCACAACAAUCCAGGAGAGUCAGGAAAGGAGCAGUUAGUCGCUGGACUAGAGAACCCAACCUGGAGACUACAGACGCUUAUGUUGGACCACUGUGGAGAGCCGAGGCUGCAGACUGACAUCAGGAAAUAUACAUGUAAACUUGAGCUGGACUCAAACACAAUAAACCAAAACCUCAAACUGUCCAAAAGCAGGAGGAAGGUAUUUUCAAGUCUCCAUGAAUAUCCAGAUCAUUUAGAAAGAUUUGACUUCUGGCCCCAGGUGCUGUGUAAACAUGCUCUGCCUAGUCGUUGCUACUGGGAGGUGAAAUGGGAAGGACUGGUUGAUGUAGCUGUAAGCUAUAGAGGAAUCAGCAGAAAAGGAAACGAUUCUGAAUGUUUGUUUGGAAGAAAUGAUAAGUCCUGGACUCUGACAUGCUUCUUCAACCAGUUUGCUGUCUUCCAUAGCAAAGAAAAAAAGGAAAUAUGUUUCCCCUCCCAUGUUUGUGACAGAAUAGCAGUUUAUGUUGACCAUCCUGCUGGCAUUCUGUCUUACUAUGUUGUCUCCUUUGACACAUUGAUCCACCUCCACACCUUCCACACCACAUUCACCGAACCGCUUUAUGCUGGAUUUGGAUGUGAUCGGGACAGGAAUCUUAACUGGUUCAAAAUUAGGUCUUCAGUGUCCAUUUGUUCACUGUUAAGUCUGUAAAAGCUGCUGCUGAGCAGAAAUAAACUACUUGGGUAGUACAUAUGUUGUUUAAUGUCUACUAAUUUAAAAUUACAGUAAACUUG
Molecule: messenger RNA, 3781 nt
Organism: Gambusia affinis (western mosquitofish)
Lineage: Eukaryota; Metazoa; Chordata; Actinopteri; Cyprinodontiformes; Poeciliidae
Product: NACHT, LRR and PYD domains-containing protein 12-like
Exons: 8
Coding region: 129-3698 (1189 amino acids)
Molecular function (GO): protein binding
Source: RefSeq, a predicted model, not a curated record